CGCGUGCACGUUCCUGCUUUGAUUCGGACAAAACUUAGCUAUCAAAAGGCUAACUAGUCUACGUAUUAAAUUGAAUCUUGCAUGUAUUGUCUGCGUAGUUUCUUCUUACCAAAGUUAUUUGCAUGGUGCCCGGUUACCACUGGAGCGUCUGAGGGUGCGACAGUCCCUAUACUAGACCCUACUACCCGUAUAGUUCAAUUCAUUGAGUCAACUAUCUCGUCGCCGUUCUACCUUUACUAGGAUAAACAGGUCAUCCACCACAAUGCAAAACGAAGUGCAAGACAAUAAGACUCUCAAGAUAGCUAUUAUCAUCGUCAAGAUUGUAAUGCUGGUCUGCAGCCUUGUUGGCAUAGCAAUCAAAGUCAACAAGGCAUUGGCUACGAAAGCGGCCAACCAGAUUACUGGAACAGUCCGAACAUCCAAAGUCUUGAAGAUGGCAGUAAGUCAACUCAAGAAAGCAUUUACAGCGGGCAGCAAUAGUGACAAAGUAGAAGCCAUUGUUAACUUGAUCAAAGCUCUCUUUACUGAGGGCCUUCUUUUGAUAAUUAUCAGAGAGUUGUUCUACAACAUGAGCGUUUGGGAGAAAGCGACUACAGUUGCCAAACUGGCAGCAAUGAGCAUUGUAAUUUUUGGAAGUGGUGGAUUGGUUUUCGGAGCAAAGAUAGUAUUGCUGGUCAGCGACGGAUACGAUCUAGUCAAGGAUGUCCGCGAACUGUGAACUGCAUGUUGCUGAGAAUGUCGCAGUGGCGACAGCAUGCAACUAUUAUUUGCAGUGUUGUAGUAGUCUAGUUCUAUCUAGACAGCUUGUAGAAUGCUGUUAAACUGUAUGUAUGUGUGUAUGCAUGUAUGCAAAAAUGUAUGUACAUGUAUGUAUGUGCAAAAAAAAUGUAUGUACAUGUAUGUAUUCAAAAAAUGUCAAGU
Corticium candelabrum is the source of this 921-nucleotide messenger RNA. RefSeq lists its product as uncharacterized. Bases 263 to 718 code for a protein of 151 amino acids. NCBI's taxonomy places the organism in Eukaryota, Metazoa, Porifera, Homoscleromorpha, Homosclerophorida, Plakinidae. The transcript has a single exon. The record is from RefSeq and is a predicted model, not a curated record.